Messenger RNA from Hippoglossus stenolepis (Pacific halibut), 4761 nucleotides. It is a transcript of the gene cavin2a, whose product is annotated as caveolae associated protein 2a. Gene Ontology annotation, molecular function: protein kinase C binding. The transcript is spliced from 2 exons. The coding region runs from base 354 to 1781 and encodes 475 amino acids. The record is from RefSeq and is a predicted model, not a curated record. Gene Ontology annotation, cellular component: caveola; cytoplasm. Lineage: Eukaryota; Metazoa; Chordata; Actinopteri; Pleuronectiformes; Pleuronectidae.
CUUUUCCAGCAUAAAUACUCACCUUGUCAGGACCAGAGCUUUGGUCCCCAUGAGGCAAAACUUCAUUUCUGAGGUCCUGGUUCGGGUUAGAGGUUAGAUGAGAGUUGUGGUUGGAGUUAGGCGCGUGUGUGUGUUUGUGUGUCUGUGUGUCUGUGUGUGUGUGUGUGUGUGUGUGUCAGGGGAGCGACAGAAAGGGGCGUGGAUGCGAAUCAACUCCAAGAAGUAAAAGCAGCCGGACGUCCUCCUCCUCAUCUGGAGCCGCAGCCGCAGCACUGAGCCGAAGUUCGAGUCCCUCCCGGUGUUCAGUAGUUCGGGUGAAGCAUCCUCUCUCUCCCCCCCCCACUGUGAGAGCCAUGGAAGACGACGCGUCCCACGCCGAGCCCAGCAGCUUGUCGGGCAGCACCCACACCAUCCCGCCGCCGCUCGAGCGCCCGGAGCUCCUCAUCCCGAGCUUCAGCCCGUCCUCCGCGCCGUCCUCCCCGACCCCGACGGGCACCCUGUCCCGGCUCGGCUUCAGGGCUCCCACCAGCCCGACCUCGGUGGCGCCGGGCAGCCCCGUGGCCGCCGGCCAGGUGAGCGCCAUCACCGUGGUGGCGCUGCUGGACAAGCUGGUCAACAUGCUGGAGGCGGUGCAGGACAACCAGCAGCGCAUGGAGCUGCGGCAGGCCGACCUGGAGGGCGCCGUGCGGGUGGUGCAGGGCGACGUGAGCCGCCUCACCAAGACCCACGUCAGCACCUCCAACUGCGUCAGCAAGCUGCUGGAGCGCUCCCGCAAAGUCAGCGGCCACCUGAAGGACGUGAAGGAGCGCAUGGACAAGCAGGCGGUGCAGGUGAAGAAGCUGGAGGCCAACCACAACCACCUGCUGAAGAGGAACCACUUUAAAGUGAUCAUCUUCCAGGAAGACAAUGAGAUCCCCUCCAGUGUGUAUGUCAAGGACUCCCUCAGGACCCCACUGCCAAGCCAGUAUGACGCAGAAUCCACCAUGGUUACUCCAUCUAUCGCAGGCUCGGUUGAAUGCAGCCGUGCCCAAGACGAGGGUCUCCAGACCAUUAGCCUGUCCUCUGAUGACGAUGAUGUUCUCAAAGCACUGCAGGAGGAGUCCGAUAUGCUGGCGGCUGAAGCUGAAAUGGGUCUGGGCACUUCCCGCCCACUUGAGAGAAGAGCCGACAAAUUCAAGCGCAACAGCCUGAAGAAGGUCGAUAGCAUCAAGAAGGCCUUUACGCGCGAGAGCUUUGAGAAGAAGAUGAACCAGAUCACCACCAAGAUUGUGCCCCCAGAGAAGCGUGAGAAACUCAGGAAGAGUCUCACCCCCAACCACCCCAAGAGCCCAACUGCCAAGUCCUCCUCAUUUAAGGUGUCUCCCAUGACCUUCAAUGUAAAGAAGGUCAGGGAUGGGGAGACCCCCACGCAAGACAUAGGUUCACCUGGGGAAGAAGACCAUGUGGAGAUUCCUCAUCUAGGAAACAUGGAUGGUGACAUUCCCUUGGCGGAGGUUCAUACCCAUGAAGACGUUGUGGAGAUAAAUCAGGAAAUGCUGAGUCCCUCCACCCCAGACAGCAUGAAGGCAGAGCUGGCAAUCAACGGCAAAGCACCGAGCAUUGAGUGUGAGAUCAAUGGUGAUCACGCUGCUGGCCUGGCAGUACCAGAACAGGAUGAAGAUGUUGGCGUGGAAGAAGAUGAUGAGGAGGGAGAAGAAGAGGAGAAGCACAAAACCCCUGUAGAAACAGCAGCCGAUGCCCAGAUUCCCACAGCAUCAGCUGCUGUGGAGCAAGCAACUUAAUAUGAUUUGAUUUUGUUGAGCAUCACUUCUAAUUUCACUUUUUUUCACUUCUAAGUUUCUACAUUUGAUCCCCAUCAGGCUCAAAUGAUCCCUCCAUUAUAAACACUCAGUUCCCAAACAAACUCCAAACAUAAUCAUAGGUUCCUGAGUUACUCCAUCCUUGGGCCUUCUUACUACUCUAUCACCAGCAUAGUCUAAAAAUGUUGACGCCUCGGUCAACAUCAAACCUCACAGUGCACAUCACCAAUCUCCUAUUUCAACCAACACGGUGCCGCUACCUUUACUAGAACCGGUUCUACAAAUGUCUACCAAAAAAGGUACAACAAUUUGACCCACUGACUCUGGAACAGCAGCAACAGGGAGAUCAGCUUUCCGAAACCUUCUAAUGAAAAAUGUAAUGACUUUAAGAAUCCAUUUAGUUUUUAAAAAGCAAGCGAAAUCAGUUGCUUUAUGUCAGCCUCAACUUAUUUCCAAUGAAAUGGAAAUAACUUACGCUUUGUAACAUUCUUCUUGAUUUCUCGGUUAUUUGUGGUUUGCAAAUGAUGACUUGGUGCAUCAUCGCCUACAGCUGGUAUGAAGUGUGAACUAUUUAACAUUCGGAUCUCAGACCUGUUGAAAUGUGAGCUCUGCGCCAGCAUCGCCCUGGUGGAAAACAGGUACAAGACGGCUUCUUAAACUCUUGCGCUUGGUUGCCCAAGAAAAGCAACAUGCACCAUAACUCACCCUCAUCAACGGGUGCCCACCCCUCCGGCAGCAGCACAUCGCCAGGGUGGUGAGCCAACCAUCUCCCUCCUGCUGUGCGUGCCUGUGUCUGGACACCCCCCCACCCCCUGCCUCACUGACAAACGGUCUUUUGUUCUUUGCGGUUCUCGUGAAAUAUAGUAGAUCUCCGGCAACAGCGGUGCUGCCCACAGCCUACUGAGGCGGUGCGUUGCCAGGUUGUGCACGAUUUGGAAUGGGCAGUUUGUAGGUUUUCAGUGAGAAUGUUGCGGGGUGUUUUGUAGUGGACUGGAGACUGUUUACAGAAUUUCUUUGGACCUGUACUGAAAAGCUUCACUAACAGGUGAAGGUCUUGAAUCUCGUCAUCUGUCCUUCUUCUUUAUAAGUGUUAGUCCGACCCGAUCGUUGAUGACCUAACUACAGUGCCUAAUGAGUUGCAUGAGGAACCUAAAAAUAUCAUAGUAAUUGGUGUUUGCCAAUUGCCAAUUAACCUUUUUAAUAGCCGAGGAGUAGAAAUAGCAUAGAAUUGUUUGAAAUAGUAAUAAGAGAAAUAUAUAUUUGAGUCCCAUUGAUGAAGGACAACACUGCAGCACGGAAGCUGCUCUAGAUUGAGAGACAAAUAUAUGACUGGCACAAAUAACCCAUAGGUUUUAAUACUGACAUGUGUGAAAUGUCAACUCUACAGCCCUUGGUCUUUUCUACAGGGCAUCUAUGUAUGAUUAUGUACAGGAAAUAUUUUCUACACGAGGCACACUACUCUUUAGGUAUUUACCGCUUAUAUAACAUAACGUAUGAACUUUAACUGCCUUGAGUAUGUGUUCUUAAACAGUAAAUGUAUCUGUAAAGUUUUUUGGAGUUAUUAUAUGAUACUAGGGUGUAAUGAGUCAUAUUUUACUUUCAGGCAUCCAUUACAUGCAUUGGGGGAAUGUUAGCUCAGUUUCAUAUGUUUAACACUAUCUUAUAAACAUUUGCAUUCACUCCGACACUCCUUAAAUGCCUUUACCUUGCACAAGCUGGUAUGAGGAGUUGCUCUCCUCAUGGAAUAGAUUCCUAUGUUUUCUUGUAGAUAAGAGUGAUUGUAAAGCAUUCCUGAUUUUUAAUCUCUGCUCUGAGGAAUUCUUUGCAGCUUUAACUUUACGGAGCAUAUUCAAGCUUUGAUUACAAACUGCAAAAAGAGAGGAUUUAAGUUUCAAGGAGGUGCAAAUACAUUUGUCACAAUCAGCCUCGUGUUUGGAAGUUGUACCUGCAAGUUUCUAUAAAGUGACCUUCCUCUUGUUGCACAUAGUUAACGCUUUACAUGCCUUAGUUAUAGAUUUCUAAUGUUUAAUGACUCCCUAAGAAUAGUUUGGCGAGUGAUACCAGGGGCCAAGGAAACUUGUCUUUGUGUUACACUAUAGAAUUGAAAUUAUAGGAACCAAAUGCUGGCACUACAGGAUUGGAGAACCUCUAUUUCAGUUACACCACUACGGCCCACAUCCAUUAUUCUGCUUCUAAAUUAGACAGAGCAGAAAUUAAUCUGCUUACAUCUAAAUUAUGCAAGAAAAUCACAUUAUUGCCGUCUGAUAGAGACAUGUAUGGUGCAUUUGAUAUAGAUAUAUAUAUAUAUAUAUAUUUUAACACUAUUUGACAAAGUAAUACACUCAAAGCCUUUCAGAUGCUUCACGUUAUAAAAGUUUACCAAUCUGCUAUUUGGAUAUGAUAGGUAAACAACUUGUUACCUAUGUACUCAGUAAGUCUGAGGAUUCUUUCUUUUUAAUUCUUCUUUUGUAUAAAUCACUCAACUAAAAUAAAGAAACAUUAGGCUUACGUGUACAUUCUGUUUAAUGCAGAGGUUAAAAUGUGACCGGCUCUGAUGUAUUUCUGCUAAUCCAUGUAAAAGUGUGUUAAUUUGGUGAUAUCUCUGUCUGCUGUUAUUAAAAGAAUAUAUCUAGAAAUUAUUAUCUAGACACGUGUGUGUAAAUGUCUGUUUUUUUUCCCUUUUGUCUUCAAAUCACUGUUAAAUCUGGAUUAUAUGUGAGGACCACUGUUUGCUGGGAAAGCUCUGACAUGAGAUACCUACAGCAGAGGUAGUGAUGUUUAAUAUCAUCUUUGUUUGGAGUUUUAAGCCUGUUAAUCUAGUCGCCCACUUAAAACCAAAGAAGUUUCCCUCACAGCCACUCGAGUGUUUCAAUGUACACCUGCUCACACUUGUCUCGUAAACAUGCAGGGAUUUCCCUUCAAAGUAGUAUUGUAUACAUCAAUAAAAACUUUAUAACAUUCA